AGCUGUCAUCUAGACGCUGUUAGCCCCAUCUUUUGACCAUUCAAUAAGCUAAAAGCUAGCAGUUUCAAGGACCUACGAUUGCCCUUUUAGCAUUUAAUUUGACAUUUUAUUAAUUAGUGUUCUUUAGAAUUGUGUUCCGUGUCAUUUUCUAAAAGGUACAACGCUAUAAGCUCCUCACUCUAAUCAAAUACAUCGCUAGUUUAUCGGAAUUAACGAUGAAUAACAGGCCGACGCUAAUGCUAGUCAGUUAGCAUAACUUCGACAACACCACGCAAAUUAUUAUUUAUAUUGCGUCCAGCUGCCAUAAAGUUUUUUAAUCGACAGUCCGUGCUUGCUUGCUAAAACGACUCUUUAACGUUGCGCAGACAUGGCAGCGGACUGGUUGGGUAGUUUGGUGUCAAUUAACUGUGGGCCAACACUGGGAGUCUACCAAGGAGAAGUGGUGUCCGUGGACCAGUCCAGCCAAACCAUCUCCUUAAGGCAACCUUUCAAUAAUGGAGUCAAGUGCCCUGUUCCUGAGGUCACAUUCAGUGCCAUGGACAUAAAAGAACUCAAGAUUUUAGAUAUAAAAAAUGGCAAUGCUAGAAAUGGCUCUUUCGCAACCACCAAGGCAGGGAGUGCCCCAGUCGCAGUCCCAAAGGGUGAUCCCAGGUCAGUGGAGAAAGUCAACUCUCCUCAGCACAGCUCCAAAAGCUACGGGGAACGUCACCUAGACGUCCCUGGCCAGCCAAAAGCAUUUCGUAGAAGACACAACUCCUGGUCAUCUAGUAGUCGAGGGGCGAACCAAGUGACGCCGAAGAAGAACGGGGCAAAGAAUGGUCAGAUGAAGCCCAGAGAUGACGAGUGUUUUGGGGAUGCCGUGGACGACGGGCUGGAUACAGAUUUUGAUUUUGAGGGAAACCUGGCUCUUUUUGACAAAGCAGCGGUUUUCUCAGAAAUCGAUAUAUCCGAGCGCCGUAAUGGUGCGAGGUCACGUGGGACUCCUCAGGAUCAGACUCCCACACGAUACCGUCACGAUGAAAACAUCCUGGAGGCCAAACCCAUUGUGUACAGACAGAUUACCGUACCGCAGCCCGGGGCCAAAGAGUACUGCACCGAUUCUGGUCUGGUUGUUCCCAGUAUACCCUAUGAACUACACCAGCGACUGUUGUCAGUCGCAGAGCGCCAUGGCCUCUCGCUGGAGCGAAGACUUGAGAUGACUGGAGUGUGUGCAAGUCAAAUGGCACUCACAUUGCUCGGUGGGCCCAACAGAUUCACUCCCAAAAAUCUGCACCAGCGUCCCACAGUUGCUCUGCUGUGUGGGCCUCAUGUUCAGGGGGCUCAGGGCAUCAGCUGUGGCCGUCACCUGGCCAAUCAUGAAGUGGAGGUCAUCUUGUUUCUGCCCAAUUUUGUCAAGAUGCUCGACUCCGUCACCAGCGAGCUCACCCUCUUCAACAAAACUGGUGGCCAACAGGUGUCCAGUAUCAAAGACCUCCCAGACAGUCCAGUGGAUCUAAUCAUAAACUGCCUGGACUGCCACGAGAACACAUUCCUGAUGGAUCAGCCAUGGCACCGAGCAGCUGCAGACUGGGCUAACCAGAACCGAGCUCCAGUGCUCAGCUUGGACCCUCCUGGUGGUGGAAAGGCACAGGCAGUCGAGGCCAAGUGGUCCCUCUCUCUCUGCCUCCCCCUUCCCCUGGCUGAAGGGGCUGGCAGGGUUUACCUGUGUGACAUAGGCAUUCCUCGCCAGGUGUUCCAGGAAGUGGGAAUCAAGUACAUUUCUCCUUUUGGCUGCAAAUUUGUCAUCCCCUUGCACUCUGCAUAAUGGGACUAGUUGGUGAGCAAGACACCUCCGUGACCACACACAAGGUUAUGGCGCCUUAAAUUCCAGAGUUUAUCCUUAAUGUUUUGACCUAUUCAACAUGUGAAUGGGACCAGUGUUCUCAGCAUUAGUUCUAUGGGUGGGAUAGUAAAGAGCUUUAUUAAAAAAGUAAAUGUCAAUCAUCAAAAGUGUCAACCAUCAUGUAUUCACAUGAUACGAAAUUAUAUUUGUACGAUUUCUUUGAAACUACAGCUUAAGUGGCAAAAAUAGUGUUCAGUAGUUUUAGAUCAAAAGUAAAGACAUAACAUCAAAACAUUUCUGAAUUGCACUUGAAUUUAACGUCAUUCCAAUACCAUCCGGUGAAAUGGAUGUUGUUACAUAAAUCUUGAUGAGACGAUAGAAAUCCACCUUACAUUGGAUGUACCUUUGCUAAUGGUUUGUUUUAAAUCCAGCCAGGUAGAAGGCGCUCUGUAACUGUCGCUUGAUAUUUUGGGAUAGAAAAUCCAUUGAACAAAAUGUGGAUGGUUUGUCAUGAGUCAUUUUGAAAUUUCAAUCUAAGCCAGGGUUUAAAGGAGCUGCUUCUGCAGAGGAUCCACAUAGCAGCAGUUUCAUUAUUUCAUAAAUUAGUUGUUCAUGAUAAGGGCUUUGAUUGGAUGACGCAGCAGGCAGAACCCCCCCGAUACGCAAUUUAGCCUUUUAGAUGCUAAAUGUGAUGAUAUAGAGCUUAAGUUAUGUGCCAAUGCAAUCCGUUCAGAAUCAGUCUACAGCCGUUAGUUAUGAGGUUACAUUUCUGUUGCUUUUUUAAAAGACUUGUUUUGUGAACACAAGAAAAACUACAGAUCCUGUGUAAAAAAAGAAAUACAAGUUUGGCUGUCUACAUUUGGUUUAGUGCUAAAAAAUGAAUACUGAGCAGAUAAUAAGUUUUUUAAACCGACUUGUUGAAACCUGCGAGGCGAGCCACGCGACUCACUGACUGUUCAGGAAGAUCUUUAGUUGUUUGAUUAGUAAUGAAUGCCAACGAAAGGUUUCCUCUGGAACAUACUUCUGUUUCCCUUUUGCUCUCCAUUGUUUUAAAGGACCAUACCUGUGCGUUUGCAAGUUUGCUUCCUGAAUUACAAAUAUUGGUUUGUAUUUUAUAUUUUUUCAUAUUUUUCUAUUACCCCUGUGUAGAAUAAAAAAACAACAAGACAGUAGCUACAUUAUUUGCAGAUUUAAAAAGUACCGCCUUACACUGCACUAACACAGGAAUGUAUAUGUGGCUUUUUCUAUAAUGGACUAUUUUAGGUGAAUUCAAAAAUGGAGGACAGCGGAUGCCUGGAAGACAUGAAUCUCUUGGUAUAAAAUGCAGUAUAAUGGUUGUGAUGUUAAAAGGAAGUGAUUUGUAAAAACAUGGAGGUAUGGUCUUUUUAAAGUUACAAUCUUACAGGUAUUUCGCACUUAAUAUUAGCGUUUGUAGUUUUCUAAAAUUGUAAUGCGCUAUAUUUGGAAUGUGAAUGUGUUUCUGGGCAAAGCGGCUUGAUCCAACCUCACAAUGAUCAAGAUUCUACUAACUGUUGAGCUCCCUUUGAACCAGAUGUAUUUUUUUUUUAGGCCUAAACAGUUAUUUCAUGUAUUCCCCGUCUUGAUAAAAGAGGAAGGCUGUUUGUGUACUUAACCACUGGUGGUAUUUCUAACGUGUAGACUGUGAAAUCUAAUUCAUCAGAGCUGCUCGACGUGUGCUGCCUCCAGUCCUCGACUGACGUGAUGUUUUAAAGUCCAGCCGAUUGUUUACAUCAACAUGCUGAUCUCUCAUUGUUUUUUUUCUGUCUAAAUUCACUUGCGGAGGGCUUUGAUACACUAGUUCAGGUAGAAUGACAUCUGUGCACAAAGGGUUUGCCCUUUUUCAACAUUCCUUCGUCUCCUCUGUUGAGACAAGUCUACUCUGGAGACAUCAGCCGGGGGACUGGAG
This is a messenger RNA of Pungitius pungitius (ninespine stickleback), 3749 nucleotides long. It is a transcript of the gene edc3, whose product is annotated as enhancer of mRNA decapping 3 homolog (S. cerevisiae). Gene Ontology annotation, cellular component: P-body. NCBI's taxonomy places the organism in Eukaryota, Metazoa, Chordata, Actinopteri, Perciformes, Gasterosteidae. The record is from RefSeq and is a predicted model, not a curated record. Gene Ontology annotation, molecular function: mRNA binding. Bases 368 to 1804 code for a protein of 478 amino acids. The transcript is spliced from 6 exons. Gene Ontology annotation, biological process: deadenylation-independent decapping of nuclear-transcribed mRNA; P-body assembly.